AUGUACAUUAACAUUCCACUUCCAAAGACCCGAGCACUGACGCCACAACACCAGCCUACAACUGUCAGCGACACGCCCAUCUAUCGGGUAGUUGGUUUAGGGGGAAGUACACUGCCAUUACUCCUUUUUGAGACGCAGAUGACUUUCAGCGCGAAGCCUGCAGCACCACCUAUGAAUGGGAGGACCAACCAAGGCUCGCUCUUUACGGUGGGGCUGGUGUCCACGCCGGCUCCGCAGCACCUUUCGUCCACCACAGAGACGCAGCCGGCUUUCUCAGGCACAUUCAUGACCACGCCACUGCAACACCUAGACUACACGCUAGCCAGCAUCUCGCCAGGUUACCGCUCACCACCACCACAAUCGCAUGAUUCUUCCGACAACAACACUUCUACCUCCGUCUUGUCCACUUCCAACUUCACCACUGCCUCUUCCAUCACCUCACACGGUCCGACCGCGACCAUCUACACCACGUACAACCCGAGCAUGAACAAAUACAGCACCCACACCCCCAGCACCAGCACUUUCCAGGCCCAGAACACGCCCUCUAACAUUAAUUUCAUCUCCCGGACUCCCACUACUACUGCCACUUACACUUCCCGCUCUCAGGUUUAUACGCUGACUUCUCCUCCUGAGGUCAGACCGGGUCAGAAGGUCACCCUCACGCGGACGACCGUGGCUUCGGCCAAUCGCCCCGGCCCUACAUGGCCUCUGAGGGUGAGCCUCAACCCUUCAGAGGGUUACGAUAAUCUCGAUCUCGAUCUCGGCGAGGAGUUAAAUCAGCCUAAACCUCAGAGCAAAACCCACAUGACCAGAGAGCAGUUCCUCUCUGUCCCGCAACCCGACCUGAGGGAACAGCCGGACUUGGAACUCCGCGAAACCGGCGCUAAAAUGCGGAGUCCGUGGCCCAGCGCUCAGGAGAGGCUGGAGGAGAGACGCAGGGGCGGCAUUUGGAACUUACCUCCUCUCCCCAACGCCUCCGAGGCUCCCUCUACCACCGCCUCCUCCAGGAACACACUCCUUACCUUCUCCACCGUCACGACCACCAGCUUCCCAAACGCUGCCCCUACCAACGCCCCUGCCAACGCGUCUGCCAACGGUGUCUCCCAGACGACUACCUCCUUCAGUAGGCCUGGCGGCUACUGCAAUCAGGCCAUUGAAGGAGAGGAGAGCGAAGGUGGAGGAGUAUGGACAGUGGAGGGAGAUAGCAAGAACUCCAUCCACUCCAGUUCUCCCUCACCACCACAGGACCAGCCUCUUCCAGAACCCGAUGCUUCAGAUUCUCACUUCCCACUCCACGACGUCUCCCUCAGAGGUAACGUACAAGACUUAUAAAUGAAAUGUUCGCCUUUUAGUAGUUAUGUGUGGUAUUCGAGACG
This is a messenger RNA of Penaeus chinensis, 1376 nucleotides long. Its product is annotated as mucin-2-like. The record is from RefSeq and is a predicted model, not a curated record. The transcript is spliced from 6 exons. Lineage: Eukaryota; Metazoa; Arthropoda; Malacostraca; Decapoda; Penaeidae. Bases 1 to 1332 code for a protein of 443 amino acids.